AUGGCAGUACGUGAUGGGCCUCAAGGAUCUUGGGUACCACUUGAUUGCUUGACUGAAAUUACACUCUACAGGUGCUUAGAAAUAGUGGAUAUACCAAUGCUGGAGCACUUGCCUAAUCUCAAGUCUCUUUCUUUGAGAGGAUUGAAGAAGGUUAGGCUCAUGAAUGCUUCGUUCAAUCAUUUAACGUCACUCAAAAUAAUAGAGUUAGAUAUAUUGGAAUGUCUGCCAGAACGGUUAUUUCUCAACAAUCAGAAUCUCUCAUAUGUGACUAUAUCAAGUUGUCCUGUAUUGAGAGGGUUACCAGACGGCUUGGACACCCUCAAUUCUCUGGAGGAAUUGUGUAUUUUGAUUUAUGAGAAUCUAAAGUCGAUUGGGAAUCCAAGUGGCGGAGCAAGACAAUCACAGGGGAUCCUCCGUUGGCUGAAUAUUAUAGGGUGCGGAGAGCUGAUGGAAUUGCCGUGUGAAAUGCUAGAGUGGUGGGCCCCUACAAUAUCGAAUCUCUCAUUGGAAGAAUUAAGGAGCCUAAAGAAUCUACCAAAGCUGAUCGACUGCCUCGCCAAAUCAUCUACUCGUCUCACACAAAUGAGAAUCAAAGGUGUUCCUAAAUUGAUGGGUGCUAGUAGUGAUAGUGUUGAGAGUUGGGAUCUUAGCAGCUUGAAAGAAUUAGAGAUAGAUGUGAGUAUGGAAUGGUCAAGAGAGGAUAGUGUUGGCAUUGCAGAGACUGUGGAAGGGAUGCUGCAAAGGUGCUGCGACUCACUCACUCAAUUAUCUUUUAAGGGGAUGGAAAAUUGGGAGUGGCUGCCCCAAUCAAUUCAAAAUCUCACUGUUCUUUAUUCGUUAAGGUUGGAGAAUAUAGGAGUAGAAGAAUUGCCCCAAUGA
This is a messenger RNA of Salvia hispanica, 879 nucleotides long. NCBI's taxonomy places the organism in Eukaryota, Viridiplantae, Streptophyta, Magnoliopsida, Lamiales, Lamiaceae. The record is from RefSeq and is a predicted model, not a curated record.